This is a messenger RNA of Salvelinus fontinalis (brook trout), 3371 nucleotides long. RefSeq names its product WD repeat-containing protein 19-like. Gene Ontology annotation, biological process: intraciliary retrograde transport; cilium assembly. The record is from RefSeq and is a predicted model, not a curated record. The annotation marks the transcript as partial. Lineage: Eukaryota; Metazoa; Chordata; Actinopteri; Salmoniformes; Salmonidae. Gene Ontology annotation, cellular component: cilium; intraciliary transport particle A. The transcript is spliced from 14 exons.
UGUGUCAGGUUUAAGGAGGCAGCCCAGGCCUAUGAGAGUACCAGGGACUGGGAUAAUAUUGUGUGUGUCAGGUUUAAGGAAGCGGCCCAGGCCUAUGAGAGCGCCAGGGACUGGGAUAAUAUUGUGUGUGUCAGGUUUAAGGAGGAGGCCCAGGCCUAUGAGAGUACCAGGGACUGGGAUAAUAUUGUGUGUGUCAGGUUUAAGGAAGCUGCCCAGGCCUAUGAGAGCGCCAGGGACUGGGACAACGUGAUCCGCGUGUUGCUGGAACACCUCAACAACCCUGAAGACGCCGUCCGCAUCGUCAGGGAGACGCAGAGCAUCGACGGGGCCAAGAUGGUUGCCAGGUUCUUCCUGCGUCUAAGUGACUACGGUUCAGCCAUCCAGUUUCUGGUGUUGUCCCACUGUAACGACGAGGCCUUCCAGCUGGCUCAGCAACACGGGCAGAUGGACAGCUAUGCCGACAUCAUCAGCUCUGAGGCCACCCAGGAGGACUACCAGAGUAUAGCUCUCUACUUCCAGGGGGAGAACAAACACCUCCAGGCUGGGAGGUUCUUCCACAAGUGUGGCCAGUACAGCAAAGCUCUGAAGCACUUCCUGAAAUGUCCCAACACUGAUGACAACCUGGCCAUCGAGAUGGCUAUAGAGACGGUGGGCCAAGCCAAGGAUGAGUCUUUGACCAAUCAGCUGAUUGAUUACCUGAUGGGGGAGAGUGACGGCAUGCCCAAGGAUGCCAAGUACCUGUUCCGUCUGUACAUGGGCCUGCUGCAGUACAGAGAGGCAACAUGUACUGCCAUCAUCAUCGCUAGAGAGGAGCAGUCUGCAGGGAACUACCGUAAUGCCCAUGACGUGCUGUUCAGUAUGUACACUGAGCUGCAGACACAGAAGAUCAGAAUCCCUGCUGAGAUGAACACCAACCUCAUGAUCCUCCACUCAUACAUCCUGGUUAAGAUCCAUGUGAAGAGAGGGGAGCAUCUGAAAGCAGCUCGCAUGCUCAUCAGAGUCUCCAACAACAUCAGCAAAUUCCCCUCCCACGUCGUACCCAUCCUAACGUCAGCGGUGAUAGAGUGUCACCGGGCCGGACUGAGGAACUCCUCGUUCAGCUUUGCUGCCAUGCUGAUGAGGCCAGAGUACCGUCACAAGAUAGACCCCAAGUACCGCAAGAAGAUAGAGGCUAUGGUCCGUCGUCCAGACACCAGUGAGAUAGAAGAGGAGACCAGUCCUUGUCCAUAUUGUGGUUUCACGCUUCCUCAGUGUGAACUGAUCUGUCCUGGCUGCAAGAACAACCUGCCCUACUGCAUCGCCACGGGUCAUCACAUGCUGAAAGAGGAUUGGUCAGUUUGUCCUCACUGUGAAUUCCCUGCUCUCUACUCCCAGCUCAUCCUGCUGUUGGAGACAGAGAGUGUGUGUCCCAUGUGUUCCGAGACUCUGAGUGUGAACCAGGUGGAGAAGAUGGAUGACUGUUCCAGCUACCUGCAGCCUGACCAAUCAGAGCACUGAUACAGAGAUCUCUGUGAUGUGGUGUUCUACAUAGAGGACUGCUGCUGAGGGGGAGGACGGAUCGUAAUAAUGUCUGUAACGGACCAAUGGAAGCCAUGUGUUUGAUACCAUUCCUCUCAGGACAUUACCACGAGCCCGUCCUCCCGGAUUAAGGAGCCACCAACCUCCUGUGAUAGGGGAUAGGGAGCCAGUGACGUCUUCCUCCUCCUCCAUGUUUCUCUACCACUUGUUAAACUGUUGAUAUAGAUGUCCUCCUCCUCCAUGUUUCUCUACCACCUGUUAAACUGUUGAUAUAGACGUCCUCCUCCUCCUCCAUGUUUCUCCACCACCUGUUAAACUGUUGAUAUAGACGUCCUCCUCCUCCUCCAUGUUUCUCUACCACCUGUUAAACUGUUGAUAUAGACGUCCUCCUCCUCCUCCAUGUUUCUCUACCACCUGUUAAACUGUUGAUAUAGAUGUCCUCCUCCUCCAUGUUUCUCUACCACCUGUUAAACUGUUGAUAUAGACGUCCUCCUCCUCCAUGUUUCUCUACCACCUGUUAAACUGUUGAUAUAGACGUCCUCCUCCUCCUCCAUGUUUCUCUACCACCUGUUAAACUGUUGAUAUAGAUGUCCUCCUCCAUGUUUCUCCACCACCUGUUAAACUGCUGAUAUAGACGUCCUCCUCCUCCAUGUUUCUCUACCACCUGUUAAACUGUUGAUAUAGACGUCCUCCUCCUCCAUGUUUCUCUACCACCUGUUAAACUGUUGAUAUAGACGUCCUCCUCCUCCUCCAUGUUUCUCUACCACCUGUUAAACUGUUGAUAUAGACGUCCUCCUCCUCCUCCUUGUUUCUCUACCACCUGUUAAACUGUUGAUAUAGAUGUCCUCCUCUUCCUCCAUGUUUCUCUACCACCUGUUAAACUGUUGAUAUAGACAUCCUCCUCCUCCUCCAUGUUUCUCUACCACCUGUUAAACUGUUGAUAUAGACGUCCUCCUCCUCCUCCAUGUUUCUCUACCACCUGUUAAACUGCUGAUAUAGACGUCCUCCUCCUCCAUGUUUCUCUACCACCUGUUAAACUGUUGAUAUAGACGUCCUCCUCCUCCUCCAUGUUUCUCUACCACCUGUUAAACUGUUGAUAUAGACGUCCUCCUCCUCCUCCAUGUUUCUCUACCACCUGUUAAACUGUUGAUAUAGACGUCCUCCUCCUCCUCCAUGUUUCUCUACCACCUGUUAAACUGUUGAUAUAGACGUCCUCCUCCUCCUCCAUGUUUCUCUACCACCUGUUAAACUGUUGAUAUAGACUUCCUCCUCCUCCAUGUUUCUCUACCACCUGUUAAACUGUUGAUAUAGACGUCCUCCUCCUCCUCCAUGUUUCUCUACCACCUGUUAAACUGUUGAUAUAGACGUCCUCCUCCUCCUCCAUGUUUCUCUACCACCUGUUAAACUGUUGAUAUAGACGUCCUCCUCCUCCUCCAUGUUUCUCUACCACCUGUUAAACUGUUGAUAUAGACGUCCUCCUCCUCCAUGUUUCUCUACCACCUGUUAAACUGUUGAUAUAGACCUCCUCCUCCUCCAUGUUUCUCUACCACCUGUUAAACUGUUGAUAUAGAUGUCCUCCUCCUCCAUGUUUCUCUACCACCUGUUAAACUGUUGAUAUAGACGUCCUCCUCCUCCUCCAUGUUUCUCUACCACCUGUUAAACUGUUGAUAUAGACGUCCUCCUCCUCCAUGUUUCUCUACCACCUGUUAAACUGUUGAUAUAGACGGCUGUAGACCAUUUAGUUAUUUUAACUUAUGUACUCUACAUAUCUGCAUUGAAGCCUGUUAUUCAUUAGUUCAUUCACGUCGACGACGUUAAAAAAUAUGAAUAUUAAAUAUAUUUUUGCUCUUGUG